Pestalotiopsis fici W106-1 is the source of this 225-nucleotide messenger RNA. RefSeq lists its product as uncharacterized. NCBI's taxonomy places the organism in Eukaryota, Fungi, Ascomycota, Sordariomycetes, Amphisphaeriales, Sporocadaceae. Bases 1 to 225 code for a protein of 74 amino acids. The record is from RefSeq and is a predicted model, not a curated record. The transcript has 2 exons.
AUGCCUGCCGAUCAAAAAGAUCCAGCAAAAACCUCUGCCGGGGAUGAUCCCCUCGAAAAGGCUGCAGCCAAACAAGAAAAGGGAGCAGCAGCAACCGAAGGAAUUCUUGGGGAAGACGCCCUCGACGCGGCCAUUGGCGACGAGGCCGACGAUAACAUUGCCGAACAGACGUCGGCCAGUGACGAUCCUCUGGAAAAGGCAGAAGCAAAGAAGGAGAGUAGCUGA